Messenger RNA from Eublepharis macularius, 741 nucleotides. Its product is annotated as receptor-transporting protein 2-like. Gene Ontology annotation, molecular function: olfactory receptor binding. Gene Ontology annotation, biological process: protein insertion into membrane; protein targeting to membrane; detection of chemical stimulus involved in sensory perception of bitter taste. The transcript has 3 exons. Bases 1 to 741 code for a protein of 246 amino acids. NCBI's taxonomy places the organism in Eukaryota, Metazoa, Chordata, Lepidosauria, Squamata, Eublepharidae. The record is from RefSeq and is a predicted model, not a curated record.
AUGAAGACGCUGAACAUGAGUGACUGGCGAAGGGUCUUUCAGGAGCAGAUGCAAGUGGCGAAACCCAACGACGUCUGGAGCCUCAAGAUGGACCAGCAGCUUGAUUUCAAUCACUUGGGCCCUGGAUGGGUGCAAGUCUUGCAGGAACAUGCUCAUGCAAGGUUUACAUGUUCACAAUGCUACCAUAGCUGGUCCUCACAUCGUGUCGUUAUCCUCUUCCAUAUGUACUGGGAGAGAUACGAAAGACGAGGAUGGGCCUGGAUGAGGGUCUUUAGGCAGCAGUGCCACGAGUGUUCUUCGGAGAAGCAUGAAGAGCCACAGUUCACUGAGACAGAUGUUGCCAGUGCCAUACAUCGCUUGAUCCUCGACAUCCGGGAUAAUUGCUACGGGGAAUACGUUGACCGCAGUGAACUCUCUGAGGUGGUAUGGGACACGGAGCACGACGGGCAUAUUCAUCAAGAAUGUGAAGCUUGCCAAAUGGGACUCCACAGAAAGCAACGUGGGAAGCCUGAAAAUGCAGUGCAUCAUGGGAGGCCUCAAGGCGCAAUGCAGUAUGGGAACCCCCAGCCCCCAGCUUGUGUUGUUUGUGCUGCUUUCAUUGUUCGUAUUUUAACGGCGCAGCUACCUGCUUUCCUGGAUGAGGCAAAUUGUUUAGACCCUUUCCUGUCUGGAUUUAAGCCUUGUUGUGAGAAUGAGACAGCCUUGAUUAUCUAUGCCGGGAGGCGGACCGAGGGAAUAUGA